Heterocephalus glaber (naked mole-rat) is the source of this 6347-nucleotide messenger RNA. The record is from RefSeq and is a predicted model, not a curated record. Lineage: Eukaryota; Metazoa; Chordata; Mammalia; Rodentia; Bathyergidae.
UGGACACAACGUUGAACAUGGAGGCAGAAGUGUUGGACGCAAGCAGCUACCUUUCAGCAGAGGGCGAUAACCUGACUCCAGAUUCAGAUCUAUACGAUGUGGACAGCUAUGACACCCCAGACCUGGGAUUUCUGUUGGAAAAGAUUGAUUUGUACUUCCGGGAGCCGCCACAGGUCCAGGAGCUCUUUAGCAGCAGCCAGCGAUGGCAGGACAUGUCUUUGUAAUCCCGUGUCCGCCAGCUGUGGUUGCUCCUGUGGGCAGGCCUCCACAACCUCGUGGAAAAGGCAAAGAAUGCCAAACUGCACGUAGCUCAGCUAACACACGGGCUGGAGCCACUUCGCCGCCUGGAGGUGGCAGCUGGGCUGCAUUCGGUGGCACAGGACCCAGAGGGCAGGCGCUUUGUGGUGCUGUAUGGUGCAGGACACCUGCACCUGCAUAGAAAGGACGGCUGGGCGCAACAGAAGCUGCAGGCCCCCGUGGCACUUACCGGACUGGUGGCUGUGCCAGGACCUCUGGGAGCUGUGGCCCGCUUUGUAGGCUGGGAUCCCGCUGGGCUGGCCAUACUGGGGCUGAGCCUCGGCCUGCUGUGGCUGAGCCAGCCAGGGGUGGGCAGAGUCCUGGGCCGCGAACUCACUUGCUGCCUGCCGGUGCCCAACCUGGGUCUUCUGCUCAUAGCUGAGGUGGGCGGUGGCCUGACAUUCUGGAAGUUCCGUUCAGGUGGCCACCGCCUGGUGCUGUGUGGUUCAAUUGUGCAGCCACCGCCAGGCCUGGCUGGCACGCUGAAGAGGCUGGCUCUGGGGCCAGCGCCCACCCACCUCCGCCCGCAUUACUUCGCAGCCUAUGGCUCAGCGGUGCUCACUUUGGAUCUGCACACCUGGGCUCUCGUCCAUGUGUGCUGGGAUCUCCACAAGACUACCAUCUCAGACCUGGCAUACUGCAAGGAGGUGGAGGCAGUGGUGACAGCUUCCCGGGACAGCACAGUGAGGGUGUGGGAGGUGGACUGGCAGAUCCGGAUGGUGUUUGUGGGCCACACAGGCCCAGUGACAGCUCUGGCUGUGCUCCUGAAAACCACCCUGGUGGUGUGGGCCUCGCAGGACGGGACGCUGCGCACAUGGGACCUGCAGGCGGAGGCACAAGUGGGCGAGGUUCCUCUGUGCUAUGGUAGCCAGGACGCGCUGUCCUGGCGCGUGAACUGCUUGUUGGCACCCGCAGGCACCGGCUGGCCGGUGCUGUCGCUGUGAGCCAGGAGCGUGGAGCUGUGGCAAGUGAGUGAACUCUACUCACAGCUGGCUCAGCUGCCUGCGCAGGUGCUGGACCUAGAGAUGGCGCCCAUGCUGGCCGCACCUGUAGACCUCAAGUUGCCCGCACGCCUCGUUUGCGCAUGCGCAGAUGGUUCAGUCCAUCUGGUGUCUGCCGCUUCAGGGCGCAAGGAAGAAGACUGUGCUGCUGCAGUGGCCUACUGCCUGCCGCACGAGGCCCUUUGGCUGCUGACCCGGGCUGGGCACCUGGUGCGAGUGAACGCAGCACACUGCCCCAUGAGCGUGGUACACCGCAUGUGCCCACCUUUGCCCCCUGCGCCACAACCCUGCUGCCUGCACCUCUACAGCCACCUCACUGACCCAGACACAGCGCUCGCCUGCUGGGAGAUCGUGUGCCAGCACGAGGGCGAUCCACGCCAAUGCGCCAAGGCCUGGGCCUGGAAGAACAAGAACCGGUACCUGCCUGUGUUGGGGCACUCAGAUGGUGUGCUGUCAGUGCUGGACUGGCUUUCUUCGAAGACCAUCUUCUGUAUGAAGGCACACAGUCCAGGCCCAGUCACCGCCAUUGCAUCCACCUGUAACAGCAUCGUCUCAUCGGGUGGAGACAGUACUGUGAAGGUGUGGCGAGUCUUCCCCUAUGCCAAAGAGAGCCUGAGUCUGUUGCACACCUUCUCCUGCUGUCACCCAGUUGUGCAGCUCUGUGCAUUGGGCAAUCACAUCACUGUAGGCUUUGAGGACCCAGACAGUGCCACCUAUGGCCUGGUACAGUUUGGCCUGGGUGAGGGCCGGCGCUGUGACCACCAGCCCCAGGAUGACCCAAUAGACCACAUCACCGGCCUAUGUUGCUCCCCCACGCUCAAGCUCUAUGCCUGUGCCAGCCUGGACUGCACUGUCCGAAUCUGAACUUCGGAAAAUUGCCUGCUGCGGCUCUUGCAGCUGGAUGAUGCCCCCCAGGCCCUGGCUUUCUGCAGCAACAAUGGAGACCUGGUGCUGGCACUGGGCUCUCGCCUCUGCCUGGUGUCCCAUAGCCUCUACCUUCCCACAUUCUACUUGGUUCAGAAGCUGUACCAGAAGGGCCCUGACAUGAUGGAUGACCCUCCGCUGCCGUUGACCAACCCAGAGUCACUGAGCCCCAUGCAGCUGCAGAGGCUCACCAACUUGCAGGGUGUGGCCGGCCUCAGGUCUGCUGCCAGGCUCACACAGCCCACACCACCUCAGGACAUGGAAGCCCUAGAGACCAGAGAGCAAGACCUUCAGCAGUUGAGGCUAGGGCUAGUGGUCCCAGAGGCUCAGCCCCCACCCUCCUGGAAACAGCAUCAGGAAGCUUUUGAAAAUUACCUAUAUUUGAUCUAUGGCCCUGGCUUGCUGGGUAUUCAAUCUGGAAGGAAUUCACAGCAGUGGAACAUCUUGGCCUUCACCACACAGCAAGUGUCCCAGGAGGAGUAUGCCUUACCCGGUGCUGCCUUCUGCUUCAGUCAGGCUGCAGUCAGCACUGAAGCCCAGACAGCACCUGCAGCCCCAUCACCCCAGGCCCUAGGGACUGCAGGCAGGCGCUUGGCCCACCCUCCCCGAGUCACCUUGCCUAUUCCACCCACCCCCUGGAGGAUGCACAGCAAGGCAUCCCAGGUGAGGCCUCCCUCCCUUUCCACAUCCCUGCCCCAUAUCAUGGCCUGGCCCUACCUGGACCCCCUCUCCCCAGUGGGAGUGAUCAGAAUCUCUGCCUUUCAGGGAUGCAAGUUCAGGGGAAGCUGGGCCCUCAAGAUCCAUAGUCUCACUGGGCCCCUGGUUGAGGGAGUCAGAAUGGUUAAGGGAGUGCCCUUGAGUGGUAUCCCAGUUGGGCGACUUAAGGUUCUCGGUGACCCUGCUGUGCUCCACCUCCAGUACUGCCCACGGCCCAUCAGCUUCCCAGGCUUUGUGCCCAACUCUGCAGUGCUGCAGCAGAUGUGGCUGCCCAUGGAGGUCAGCUGCCUUGGAUCCCUGGCCCAGCUUGCCUCCCUGAACAGACUCAAAGCAAGAGGCAGGGAUGGGGUGGGGUGGGGUUCAGGGAGGGCUCACUGUCCCACAGCCUGCCACAUGCCCCCUUUUAUACUUCACUCUCUGCAGCCAAGUCUAAACAUGGAUAGCCUAUGGGUGUCACACCCUAGGUGGUCUACAGGCAAGUGGCAGAAGAGACUCAUCCAGUGGCUUCACAGUGAGGAAGAAGAGGAAGAGGAGGAGGACAAAGAAUUGCUGGAGGUGGACUUGUCCUCGGCUUCCCUAAGCCCAGAUAACCUGCACUCACAGCAGCAGCUAGAUUCCUGGGAGCCAAAGGCUUGGAACUCCACAGACUUGACCACAGAGCACUGGUGCUCCCAUGAGGCUUCAGGGAGUAGGACCAACCUUGGCCCAAAGUACUACUAUAUGGAAUCCCUCUGGGAAGAGCAAUAUGGGCAUCUUCCCAGGUUCCUGCAUUUUUUUGUUGUCCAGAACUGGUUCAAAAAGCUGUUCCUCAUCUUCAGCCUGGAGGCCUACCCGGAGAUGGGCACUGUGGAAGGCCUGGCCUCAAUGUUCGUGGACCUGCUAGCAGAGGCCACCUGGGCAGACGGUGUGCAUAUCCUGCAAGCACUGCUGAGGCUGAUGCCCAAGGUCAGCAAAGAGCUCCAGGGACGGCUACAGGGCAGUCUCCUGAAGUUGCUGAACCUGGACCAGCCUCCUACCCUUGAGGACCCCACACAGAAGCAGUUUGUGAUGCUGGCACUGCAGUUGCUCCUGACCUGCUCCCUAGAGUCCCGUGAUGUGGUGGUGGAGCUCAUGUCUUACUUCCUCUACUCUCCAGCUGCCUACCUGCCAGAGCUCAAGAAGCUGCUGGAUGGGCUGGGGCUCCCGGAUCCACAGGGCUUCCUGUUCAAGGAGAUGAAGACCUGGGUCCAGGGCUCCGACCUUGGCUCUAAGGCCAUGCUGCGUACACACUGCGUCCAGAAGCUGGAGGACAUGAUCCAGCAGCUGAAGAUGGAAAACACACAGCUGACUACAGCCAAGUUGCCUAUGGUGCUGCCCAAGGUCUUCAAGACCUCAGUGCCUUCCUCUCCUCCCAAGGAGACCCUUUCACAAGCUUCGAUGAUCUUGGGGACACCCACAAGCAUCCUGGAGCCACCUUUGCUGGUGGUGCCACUGGCACAGCCUCAGGCAACUACCCCAGGGCUCCAGGCUGAGCCCACGCCCAUGCAGGUACCCACCAGGUGGACCAAACACUUUCUCUCAGAGACACUACAGAGCUUCUCCGUGGUGCCCCAGGCCCGCGUGGAUUCCCUGUUGCCACCUGCACAGCUUGAUGAGCUGCUGCCGCUUGAAAAAACCGACUGGUCGCAUUCAAAGAUGCUGGACCUGCGAACCACUGAUGCACUGAAUUUCUUCUGUGAGAAGCAGCAUGUGCGGCAGCUGAGCUCCCUGCAGGAGGCCAAGUACAGGCCCGUGGCCCUGUGCCUGCCAGAGCCCAACACUGUGGUACCGCUGCCUCGGGAUCGCAGGUACCACCCCAUCUUCCGGCUGCAGGAGGCGGAGUCCCAGAGCUCCAGGAUGAGACUGAGGGGCUGUGCACUGUCCCGACACAGCACCCAUGUGCUGGAUGGCGCCAGCCACGCGCUGAAGCUCCCGCUGCCACGGGUGGAGCCACAGCCCUUUCCCCCUGGCUGGCCCAGGCCUGCUCAUGCUCGCCCCCCGCAGCUCCUACAGCCGGCCCUGCAGCGCUACUUUCUUCUGGAGGACAUGGACCCUGACAACUACAGCUAGGGGCUUUGGUUUGGUGUUCCUCCUGCCAACUUGGCAAGUUGCACCCCACCCCCCAGCCUAUCCUUUGGCCUAGAAUAAAGUCCAGAGGCUGGGACUGCACUUCAAAUACGACCUCCUUCUCUCUGGGAUUUUGGGGGAGAGCAGGGAGGCCAGGUGGGGCAUCUGAAUCCUCCUGCAGAAAGCAGGAGCGUGGGCUCUGUUGUGUAUGGGGUUGGACAGCACCUGGCACUUGGGCCUCGAAGAUGAAACACCUCCCCUGCUGCGGUGGCCCAUCUGCCUGGCAAGGAGGAGGAGACCCAUAGUGUGGGGCAGUUACUAGGUAUUAAGAUGGUACAUUGCCCAUAGAGAUGGUUCUCUGGGGCAGCAAGAAGCCACAAGUGUGUGUGUCAAGGGAGGGGCCUUCUGCCAGACAUGCUGUUAUCUGAGAAACAAGGAAGUAGCCUGCUUUGGAUCUUGCCUCCUAAAAGUCCUUGUAAGGUGGACAUUGUCUUGGGGUGCAGGGUCUCAGAGGGGCUCAUUUCCUUCUGACCUGGCAGGGUGCUGAUGGGACCACUGAGGGUCCAUCCACAGUUAAGUUAUUUGCUCUGCUUUUGUGAAGUUGCCUAGCUUUUUACCUCCUUUCAUUGAGUUGGCUGAGCAGUAAUCUCCCGUAAAUUCUCACCCUCUGAUUUUAGACAUUUCUUCUUUUGGGGGGGGGGUACCAGGGAUUGAACUUGGGACCUUGCACUUUCGAGGCAGGUGGCAGAACCACUGAGCUAAAUCCCCAGCCCUAGACGUUUCUUCUUGAUGUUUAGAACUGGACUUCCAUUCUUUCCCCUUGUUAGAAAUGAGCCCCAAGAUUCAAAUUGUUGGUGCCGAAAAGAAUGCACACAGCAAGCAAGAGGACUCGACCAGGCAGUUUAAAGUUUACUUGUGCAGAAGGGUAUGAGUGCACUCAGACACAGGCAGUAGGCACAUCUAGGGGGUCAGUUUGAACCCUAAGACAUGGGAAGCAGCUAUUCUUUAAAUUUACUGGCUAAAUUCAAAGGCUUACAAUCUAUAGCAGUUGACUAGUCGUCUCAUGUCACAAGGGGAGGAUCUGAAGGAUUGCUGAGGAGGAGGAAGAGUGGGAGGGGAACAGAAAGUCUUUCGCUAUUAAUAAGCUAUCUUUGGUCUGUAGCUAUGUUCCUAAAAUUUAGGUGUUUUGGGCCUGGUAGCACACUCCUGUAAUCUCAGCACUGAAGAGGCUGAGGCAGAAGGAUCACUUAAAGAUCAAGGCCAGCCUGAGCUACAGAGUGAGUUCAAGGUCAGACUGAACUACAUAAGGAGACCUUGUAUUAA